CCCCUUCCUGUCCCUCCAACUACCUUACACUACUACUCUCUCCAUCCUCUCCACCUCUCCCGUCGCCCUGCCGCCUCUCUAUCUUAAUGCCUCUCCGUUCCCGUUGAUCUUAAUAUUAAUCCUUCCCUCGCGACGUCAACGCUCCAUCGUAUUUCCAGUCACUCGUUCCUGGACGUGCAGGCUCCCGACGUGUCGACGACCAUCACUCGCUCUCAUACCUACGGCCACUGUACUCUAUCCUACGUACAUACCUCCGUCCCCUUUUCAUUGAUCAGGCCCUGUUCCUCCUACCUCUCGACAAGAAAGAUUCUCUGCCUCUUCAAUUCGAGUUCUCCUCGCAAAACCCGAGGUGUCGUCACUGCCGCCUCCCCAGCCUCCGUGGCAACCCUCAGACAGAUAAGAGACACUUAAACAACCAAACAACAACAACGAUCGUUUAAUCAAGAUCAGUCAAGAGCCGUUACUAUUACAGUCAGACCGUCAAGAUGUCUACGGCGAAUCCGGGACAGCGCCAGAGAGCGAAGAGCUCCUUCAGCUUCCGCUCGAAUCACUCGGCGAAGAGCAGUGGCAGUAAUAAGAUCGACCUACACGAAACGCACGAUGAGAAGGAGUCGAGAAGGCUCAAUAGCAAAGCCGACCCGUCAUUGGCCAUCCAUGAAGCCGAGCCAUCUGCCGUUGCAGCCAGCGUGAAGACAUCAUUGGCAUCGAUUCGGGCGAUUCAACACCGCGAUGCCCAGGGAAACCCCAUUGCCGACCCCGAUCUAUCGAAUCCUACGCGCAGUCGAUGGGAGAGACCGCUGGACACAAUCCGCUCCUUCGAAGCGGCCAUUGAUGGAAAUUAUUCUAGGAAGCCAUACUCGCGCUCAGAUUCUGCGGAUUCAUCAUCGAAUCACGGGCGCAGAAACAGCUACUAUGGAGGAACCCAAGUAACGACAGAUGACAGAUCUAAAUCUUACCAGAAUAGCUACUAUGGUGGCCGUCCCCAGCCGCAGAGGUCAGAAAGCUCCUAUAUGGAUGGCCGAAAUGGCUACAACAACGGUGCAGAGAAUGGCCGCAAUGGAUACUAUCCCAACCGUGCUCGAUACCCGCGAACUUCCUCCGAGCCGCACUUCAACAAUGGCCAGGCUGGUGGUUAUGCUGCGGCUCCGAAUCAACAAGCAUAUGAUAGUGCGACCACGGCGUCGGGAAGUGGGAGUUCUGGAGAGCAUGCGGGCUAUUCGACCGAUCCUAGCAGUGAGAACACAUCUGAAAGCUACGGAUACGACGCUUAUGGCGGCAAUCCUCUCCAAGGCCAGGCUGAGCAAUAUGGUGCGAACGGAGCGCAGGCGCAAGGCUAUGGAUACCCAAACCAGGGACAACCGGCACUGUCACGGAUGGAGAGUGCUGGGCCCAGGGUACCGAUCAAGCUCGGAUCGAGCAACGAGAGUGCCGCGUCCAACGUUCCCGCUCCCGUCGCCGCUCCCGCCGCCGCCCCUGCUGCGCCGCCGGCUGAAGAGAAGUCGCGCAAGGGCUGGUUCGGAAAACGUUUCAGCAAAAACUCGUGAGGUGAUGCUUCCUCUGUGAUAUAAACGCUGAGGCUGGGUGUGGAGUUCUGGGAGAAAUACGCAAGCGGGACGAGCUGGCCGGGGGUCCAAGUUCGAUCGAUGGUAAUGGUCAAUGGGG
Messenger RNA from Amorphotheca resinae ATCC 22711, 1662 nucleotides. RefSeq lists its product as hypothetical. The transcript is spliced from 5 exons. The coding region runs from base 486 to 1544 and encodes 352 amino acids. Lineage: Eukaryota; Fungi; Ascomycota; Leotiomycetes; Helotiales; Amorphothecaceae. The record is from RefSeq and is a predicted model, not a curated record.